Molecule: messenger RNA, 831 nt
Organism: Macroventuria anomochaeta
Lineage: Eukaryota; Fungi; Ascomycota; Dothideomycetes; Pleosporales; Didymellaceae
Product: HET-domain-containing protein
Exons: 1
Source: RefSeq, a predicted model, not a curated record
AUAGCUCUCUCGUACUGUUGGGGUGGGCCGCAACCUAUCACCACGAGACAAGACAACGCACAGGAUCAUACGAAUGGCAUCGUCUUCUCCGAGCUUCCAAAGACCCUCCAAGACGCAAUAUUCGUGACAUCCGAGCUUGGUAUGCGUUAUUUGUGGGUAGACUGUCUAUGCAUCAUCCAGGAUGAUCCAGAGGAUGUUGCUCGAGAGAUCUCACUUAUGGCACAAAUCUUCGAACAAGCAUACGUCAGCAUUUCGGCUGCCAGUGCUGCGAGCGUACAUGAAGGAUUUCUUGCCAAUCAAAACGCACCUGUUGGAACUGCUGUCCCCGUGACAUUCAAUUUUCCCGACUCGGAUAUGACCCCACUCUUGAUAGAGCGAGUAGAACGAACACGCGACCCUGCAAACGAUCCAAUCAACCUUCGCGCUUGGACCUUGCAAGAACAUAUUCUAGCUCCUAGGAUGCUCGUGUAUAGUACAGAGGAGCUCUGGUGGCAGUGUGAGAGCUCGGUGACCCAUUCUAAAGGCCAGGAAGAAGACCUGUACUAUUUCUCCUCUAAGCUGGAAAAACACCGGCGUUCACUCGACUACUGGAGGUCAAUCGUUCAGGACUACAGUCGACGCUUUCUCACUUAUUCCAAUGAUAAACUCCCUGCACUCGCCGGCAUUGCAGCUCGAUUUAGCCGGACUUCGAGUGCUCGAUACUUCGCAGGAUUGUGGGACAUCGACCUGCUCGGCGAACUCAUGUGGUGUUCCAGUCGAUCCGAUAUCUCACGUCCCGCUACUCAACGUGCACCUUCGUGGUCUUGGGCUUCUGUUGACGGCGAGGUGCAU